This is a messenger RNA of Trichosurus vulpecula (common brushtail), 896 nucleotides long. Its product is annotated as transmembrane protein 202-like. The transcript has 5 exons. Lineage: Eukaryota; Metazoa; Chordata; Mammalia; Diprotodontia; Phalangeridae. The coding region runs from base 48 to 743 and encodes 231 amino acids. The record is from RefSeq and is a predicted model, not a curated record.
GUUUGGAGUGGCUGCAGGGGAGGGCAUCUGGCCUUUACUGCUCCUUUAUGUCUCAUAUCUCUUUCAUCAAGAAUUUGUCUUCAAGCCACCAUAAACCCCACAGUUCCAUUGGGGGAGAGUUUGGAGGAUGGAAGGGGAUCCAAAGACACAGGACCUCCGUGUUACCACUCAGUCAUCGGCUGUUGCACCAAGCACGUCAUCUGAACCGGGAGCUUUGUCUGCUGCUGAGCCUGUGUGGUUUAGCCAUCACCGGUCUGCUCUGUCUCUCUAAGUCAUGGAUUCGCUUUCACGUGCCAGUGGGUACUCCUGGCAACUUCACCUUCAUUGACAUCUACACAUCUCUCUUUGUUCCCUGCCCAGAGACCGAGUGCACACUGGAGCCUGACCAGCCACCCUAUUACCUGAAUUACUCCGUCGUCUUCAUACUCAUUGCUAGCCUCAUCGGUUUCCUUCUCUGCCUGGCCCUCGUCUACUCCGUUCUCUUCUUCACAGGCUCAGUGCCCAUCUUUGACCUCUCCACCUCCAUUGCCAGCUUCUUCACAGGCCUGUUCCUGUUCCUGUGUGCCCUGUUCUACCUGCUUCAGGCCCAGAAUUUCCUGCAGGAGGGUAUGAGCUACACCCUGGAAAUAAACUACUACCUGACAUGGGCGGGCAUCUUCCUCUUCAUGAUGACAGGCUUCCUUUGCUUCCUCAACUAUCUGAAUUUCUGGUCUAUAAUUACACCUGGGGGGUCCUGGCUUUAGGCCAUUAAGAUUACUAUCCUGGACUCUGCCCUCCCAACUUCUUACCACCACCCCAACCCUUAUGCCUUCCCAGCUGAGCCCAUCACCAUUCCUGGGCCAUCCCUUCCCCUUCCUUGACUCAAUUUAAUAAAUUCAUAUGUCCUCCCUCUCUCC